Penicillium robsamsonii is the source of this 465-nucleotide messenger RNA. Its product is annotated as gamma-glutamylcyclotransferase family protein. The transcript has 2 exons. The coding region runs from base 1 to 465 and encodes 154 amino acids. The record is from RefSeq and is a predicted model, not a curated record. NCBI's taxonomy places the organism in Eukaryota, Fungi, Ascomycota, Eurotiomycetes, Eurotiales, Aspergillaceae.
AUGUCGCAGCAACCUCCAGGUCAGGAAGAUACAGAUUCUCUAGCGUGUAUGCGGAAUAAAGGGCUGAACCCAGACGAGGUCAAGUUAGGGUCUGCGUCCGACUAUCUCACCAAUAUUGAGGGAGACCAGAACGAACUUUCCCCCGAAUACCCACUCUAUUACUUUUUAUACGGAACAUUGACAGCACCGGCAACCCUUCAGCGAAUCACCGACCUACCCGAGGUGCCAAAAAUGCGGAAAGCAAAGCUUAUAGGAUAUGCGUUUGCGAGAUGGGGUGAUUAUCCUAUGUUGAUAGACGGAAAGUCAGGCCAGGAGAUUUUGGGGUACCGUGCAGACAAGCUUGCGUAUUAUGAGACGAAUGCUUAUAGGGAAGCACGCAGCUUGAUUUAUUUUGCUGAUAAUGAAGAGCCGGCCAAAGCGCCAGGAAAGACAUUCGUCUAUGCCGGGGAUGUAAAUGUCUUGUAA